Medioppia subpectinata is the source of this 5325-nucleotide messenger RNA. The record is from the annotation of a GenBank genome assembly. NCBI's taxonomy places the organism in Eukaryota, Metazoa, Arthropoda, Arachnida, Sarcoptiformes, Oppiidae.
AUGGAGAAAACAAUGUCUGAAUUGAGUGGAAACGAUCGCAAACUUCUGGAGGGUAUUGAACAGCAUUACCACCAGUUGGCCGCUGAGGCCAAGAAGAAACACUCGCCCGUCAAAGAGGCCUCGGAGUCGGGAAUCGUUAAAAUCAGAAGUGUUUCCAAACGACCGCCGAAUCUGAAGAGCGCUCUAAUGACGGAAAGCGCCGAAAUCAUGGAACCAUUCUUCAUGGGCUGCGACACGAAAGUGGCUAAAAUGGUUCAAAUCUCACUCAACGCCAUCCAGAAGCUCAUCAUCUAUGAGGCCGUCUCUCAGACUGCGGCCAAUAAUCUCCUCAACUGUUUGUGGAAUUUGAUGGAAAGCGGUGUCGAAGAGCUAAAACUGCUGCAAACCAUCACUUUAUUGAUUACAACAAAUAGUUUAGUUAAGAGCGAGAGUCUGGCGAAAGCGCUGUCUCUUUGCUUCCGACUCCACUUUACGAAGAACUCGACCACUAAUAACACGGCUUCGGCUACUAUUCGACAGUUAGUUUCGGCUGUUUUCGAAAGAGUCCAAACCGAAGACCAAAUUCCACCCGAAUCAAACAAAGUGCACGACAUUAAGUUUGAUGACAUAAAGUCCGGCAAAUAUAUCCCAAUCUCUUUACGUGCGGCCGCUUCGGACGCCUUCUUCUUUUUCCAAGAUUUGGUACAAUUGGUUAAUGCGGAACAACCCUUUUGGUUGACAGGACUCACAGAAAUGACCCGAACUUUUGGUUUAGAACUGUUAGAACUGAUAUUUUCUUCAUUUCCCGAUGUCUUCUAUAAGCACGAAGAAUUCAGUUUUCUAUUGAAGGAGAGAGUGUGUCAGUUAGUUAUCAAGUUAUUCUCUCCAAACACUAAACUCCGGACGCAAACGUUGAAUUUGCAAACAAAUGCUAUGCAAACUACAGACAAACCCUUUUGGCCCAUAACUGUACGACUAUUGAGAAUUGUAUCGGUUUUGAUUCAAAAGUUCUAUACAAUGCUUAUAACGGAAAGCGAGAUAUUUUUGUCACUUUUAAUCAAAUCCUUAGAGCCCGACAAACCUAAUUGGCAGCGUUCGAUGGCAUUGGAGGCCUUAUAUCGUAUGAUACAACCAAAUCUUAUUAGCUGUUUGUGUCGUUUCUACGAUAUGAAACCGCACAGUUCAAAGAUAUUCCGAGAUAUAGUGAACGCGUUGUGUAUAUACAUAAAGUCACAGUUCCUGUUUGUGGACUCGUCCACCACUCAAAGCCUGAUUGCAUCCAUUGUCAACAAUAAUCACAACUCGAGUCCAAGUGUAGUCACAUCUUCUAAUUCGUCCAUUAAUUCAUCGUUGAAUUCAAUGUCCAAUACUAAUAGCCCGACGCCGGCCUUCCUUUUGCGCGGAGUUUAUAUUCCGCUACUUUUCAAUACAACCAAAAUUAAAUACAAGCCUUUCUUUAUCGAGCAAUUGGACAAAUUGGAGGCGCCGUCCGCUCCCGAAGGACACGGACUCUCCUCAGCGUUUGCCUGUGUUUUAGAAAUAGUCGAAAGUCUCACAAACGUUAUUGAAUCUGAUUUGAAAAACAAUGUAAACGACACCAACGAACGCAUCGAAACCGUUAAUACACUCACCGAAGAGACUCGUCUUCUUCAUGAGAAUCUUCUCAACGCAUCUUGUUGCGGAAUUUUGGGUGCAUUUUCUCUAUUACUCGAUGCCUCGACUGACGAGUCGGUCACAGAAUUGAUAUUAAAUAAAAUGAAAAAAUUAGCGAGUCUCUAUGGUAUCUAUGAGUUGGAUGAGGCCAGGGAUGCAACGCUUACAUCCAUUUGCAAGUCAUCUUUACCUCCGAAUUACAGUCUUUCGGUCCUAAACUUAAGUCAAAAAAGCGAAACCGAUUCAAAGUCUAAGAGUAAUCGUAAAACGAGUUUAGAUAAAAGCGAUUCAAUAAAUAUAACAAAUUUGAUUUCACAACAAAACUCACAAAACACUUCCGGUGCCUCUUAUUUGGGUACAAACGAGUCCAGCGAAACCCGACAACAGGUGAUCGCCGUCGGAACCCCAUUACCCACGCCAUCACUACCACAGAAUGUACAACAGGGACCAGUUCUGCUCACAUCGAAAAACCUUCAGUGUAUGAAUGCAAUCCUAAACGUAGCGAAUAGUGACGGAUCGGUGUUGAGUGAGAAGUCGUGGCACAUAAUCCUAACAACAUUACAACAUUUAGUCUGGAUAUUGGGUUUAAAGCCGACCAAUGGUUCGAACGGUUCCCUUAAGAUCGGUCGGUCGGGCACAGAGGGCGGCGCCUCAAGCAAUGCGUUGAUCACAACGGCCGCGAUGUCUGAUCUGCCAAUGCUGUCAACAAUGCUCUCGCGUUUGUUUGAGUCUUCGCAGCAUCUAAAAACCGAAUCGCUAUUACAUUUAGUCAACGCUUUGGUUAAACUGUCUCAGGAGUCGAUGGAUAUCGCGUACAACAAUCGGGAACCGUCUUUGGUUAGUAUUGAAAUGCAAUGGCAUUUGAAACGCGAUAUAAUUAGUGUGUAUUUGUUGGAUCAGUUUGCGGUCGCAAAGCUCUUGGAAACAGCGAUCGUUAAUCUAAACCGAAUAGAUAUUGUUUGGAAACAAGUGACAUCCCAUUUCUUAGAAGUUUGUAGUCAUCCACACAUAAAAAUGCGCGAAUGGGGUGUCGACGCUCUUUGUAAUCUUGUGAAGUCAACUCUAUCUCAAACUCAAACGGAAAGCAAGUCUGAAACAGAAGCCGAUAAUAAUCGCGAGACGACGGCUACAGUCAAACAAUUUAUGUUUUUGGCUCCGCUUCAGGAGUUGUCAUAUAUAAGUCACGCCGAUAUACGACAGAAGCAAUUGGAUUGUGUUCUCCAGAUAUUGCAAUCCAAUGGCGAUGUCUUGACGUACGGCUGGACACAGAUCUUUGAGAUCGUCGGCGCGAUCAACGAAACCCAAAACGAGAAUCUGAUUCGUCUGUCGUUUCAAUGUCUUCAAUUAAUUAACGCCGACUUUUUAGCAUUAAUUCCAUCCAAUUGUCUAAUACUAUGUGUGGACACAACCGCCAAAUUUGGUUCCCAAAUACAGGAGUUGAACGCAUCGCUCACUGCUAUUGGUUUACUCUGGAAUAUCGCAGACUUUCUCCAUUCAAACCAAAACAAAAUUAAAAGUAUUUUUGAACAAAACGCUAGUAAACAGGAGUUGAGCCAAACCGACAAAAAUAGUAUUACCAGUGAUUUAAACGAUUUCGACUCCUUAUGGAUGGCUUUGUUUAGGCGUUUGGGUGAUUUAUGUAUUGAUUCGCGAGCGUCUGUUCGAAAGAGUUCUGCCCAGACUUUAUUCGCCACACUUUCCACUCACGGAUCUAUAUUAGAAGCGAAGACAUGGAAAUCAGUUCUUUGGGAUGUAUUGUUCCCAUUGUUAGAUCGGGUGAAAAUGUUGUCCGAAGUGGCCACUAGUGAUAAGAUUACUGAUACCAAAUCGAGUUCCACUAUAAUCAUACAUCACUCUAGAAAUACAGCACAAAAACAAUGGUCAGAAACUCAAGUAUUGGUGCUGUCGGGUGUCUCACGUAUAUUAAGUCUCAAAUUGGAUUUGUUAGUCAAUACCGACGAUUUCUACAAGACAUGGACUCUAUUGCUUAAAUUCAUUGAGUCGUCGGCUCUCAACCAGAACAGUGAGGUCUCGCUCUCAGCACUCAAAUGCUUUCAAGAGAUACUAUGUUUGACUAAAUGUGGCAAUAAUGAGAACCAAACCCUAUGGGACGCCGCUUGGAAUUCAUGGUACCACAUUGGAUUUACGACAACUCAAUUGAAAGACACAUCGGAUUUUGUUAAUAAAAAUUUAGAUACGAGUCCUUACGUGCCGUCGCAGGCAUUCUUGACUUCACUCAUUCAGAUAUUUCCCUAUUUAUUCAUUCAUAUAAAACAUAAAUUCUCUGAAAGUGAUUUCAACAAAUUGUCUCUUGUAUUACAAAACACAAUAUCUGUGCCGCUAAUGAAUUCGGACGCGAGUUUGCCGUAUAUGUUGUCCCUAUCGAUGGCCGAACCGUUGACACCAUUACAAGAAAACACACUCUUUGUUGUGGAAACGCUGCAAAAAGAGAUUCUAAUUGAUCCAGACCUCCAUCCUCUGUUGCCAUCGAUUUUUAACCAAUAUUUAGCGCUUUCUUGUUAUGCCGUCAAUAUUAUUCCGCCACAUUUACCAACGUUUGCCAAAACACAGAUUACUCCCCAAUUGAUUGCUGGAGAUGUGUCGGCACUCAAUACAAAUACUUAUACUUCAUUGGGUGAGAGAGCGCUCAAGAAUGCUAUGGCUCUCUAUCAGAAGACAGCGAAUGAAACAAUAAUUAUUAAGUCUAAUAUUCUUCACUCAAUAAUUAAGACGCUGAAGAUAUCAUUAUGUUUGAAGUAUUCGUGUCCAUCGCAGAGCACUUGGAAACUGUCAGUCAAUACACUGUUAACUGCACUACAGAUCGGACUUCCAAUCGCUAGAAACAAUCGUAAUAUUGAUGUUAUAAAGACUAACCGAUUCUCUAUUUGCAUAGCGUCUGACUUUAACAGAAUUUGGGCCGAUUUGGCGCUUUGUUUUGACGGUUUCCUAUUCCCGAUCUCAAAGCCCGCGUCCACUCAAACAUUAGAAGAACAACAAUUUGACGAAUCACUUGACGUGAAAAUUGUUGAACUCAUUCGCGACUCAAUUAUGCCAUUCGCAGCUCAGAUUCCGCAGGAGUUUGUAUUACAAGUGGUGUCACUACUGAAUAAGGGAUCCAUUCACUCGGCGACUAACAGCUCACCCGUCGAUACAGAAUCGACGAGAAAAUUGCGAGAAGAGUUCGCGCGAACCUGUUUUGAGACAUUACUUCAGUUCUCGUUUUUAGCCCCGAAGGGAAAUCCCGGGCUUUUCAUGUCUUCGGGCAACGAUUUAACUCCCGAUCACAGCAUUGGAAUUGUUAACAAAUUGGCCGUCACUUCAAUACUUCAACGUUUCAAUGAAGUGGUUAUUAAAUAUGUUGAAGACGAACGGUUGUGUCCGUGUCCUCUACCGCGGCAUCGAAUGGCGGAAAUAUCGUUUGUAUUGAAAGCGUUGGCGACUCUCAUAGUGUCUCUAAAGAAGGCACCGUUGGGUAGCGUUGAGCCGCACGUAUGGGAUCUAUUGAUUCGGUUGUACCCGCCUAUAGUGGACUGCACGACAUCCAACUCUAUUCAAGUGAAUCGAUCGCUUCGGGAAGUAUUGCAUCAGUACUCAGACCUGUUGUCUGCGCCCCAAACCACGUCUCAGAAGGCGCUCAAUAACGGCUGUUAGGGUUAGCAAUCACUUCACACCAAACACUAUCGAUAACAAGGA